Salvia miltiorrhiza (redroot sage) is the source of this 1786-nucleotide messenger RNA. RefSeq lists its product as uncharacterized. Gene Ontology annotation, molecular function: nucleic acid binding; zinc ion binding. Gene Ontology annotation, cellular component: U4/U6 x U5 tri-snRNP complex; spliceosomal complex. Bases 792 to 1400 code for a protein of 202 amino acids. Gene Ontology annotation, biological process: mRNA splicing, via spliceosome. The transcript has 10 exons. Lineage: Eukaryota; Viridiplantae; Streptophyta; Magnoliopsida; Lamiales; Lamiaceae. The record is from RefSeq and is a predicted model, not a curated record.
UUUUUUUAUAAUAAAAUGAAAAAGUCACAAAAAUCUUUUCUAAUUUAAUCUAUAUAAAAAAUUGAUCAACUUAAUUGAAAUAGUUCAAAAUAAAUAUUGAUCAAAUUAAUUGGGAAUUUUUUGUAGAAAAGAGAAAGUAGUAAAUAUUACUUUUAUCAACGCCAAUUAUGUUAAUUUUGAUAAUUAUGAAUAUAUGAAUAUAGUUUCUACAAACUCGUUUUUUUAAGAUUAUAUCUACUAACUCGAGUAAAAAAAAGAUUAUGUUCAACUAAAUAUUGAACAUAUAAUAUUAAUAAUGUAGCUACGUUGAUUUAGCAGCUUGUAAAUAUUCAAGAUGCAAUUUCUAUUGGACUAAAAUAUAAAAGGAGUUCGAUUAAUUUAUUAAAAGUGUCGAAUAUUGUAUAAAAUUACUCUUCACUUUUAAGAAUAACCUUUUUUCUACUAUAUAUAUCAAUAAAAAUAAAAAUGCCAUGAAAAUAACCUUUUGACUCUCAAAAAAAAAAAAAUACCAUGAACUUUUCAAAAAACUUAAAAAAAAAAGAAAGAAAGAAAAAGAAAAGAAUGCAGAAGAGGGGAAAUUCCAACCCCUCUCUCCUCUUCGAUUAUUUUACAUAUGCAUGUGAACCCAAUUCAAAAAAACUAGGGUUUAAUUAGUCUGUCCCAAAAAAUUUGAAUCCCUUUCUCACUUCCAUCGACCUUUUCUUCCUAAUUUCGGGUUCGGGUUCCCCUCAUCUGUACGCGAUUACUUCUGGUACGAAUUCAGUGUAAGAGUCGGUGAACGGAGCUGCAUAAUGGCUCAAUCUGGCAACGGCGCUGCUGGAAUUGAUAACACUUUUCGAAAAAAAUUCGACCGAGAGGAGUAUCUGCAACGCGCUCGGGACCGCGAAGCUAAGGAAGAAGCUCGGAACAAAUCAAAAUCAAGUGGUCCACCGGUGCAAAGGAAACCAUUGAAGCACAGAGAUUAUGAAGUGGACCUCGAAUCACGCUUGGGGAAGACUCAGGUUGUGACUCCUAUUGCGCCCCUCAGUCAACAGGCUGGAUACUACUGCUCAGUUUGCGAAUGUGUAGUUAAAGAUUCAGCUAACUACUUGGAUCAUAUAAAUGGAAAAAAGCAUCAACGAGCUUUGGGAAUGUCUAUGCGGUCCGAAAGGGCAACCUUGGAGCAGGUCCAGCAGCGGUUUGAGGUUCUCAAAAAGAGGAAAGAUACUCCAGGCUUUACAGAACAAGACUUUGAUGAACGAAUUCUGAAACAACAACAAGAAGAGGAGGAAAGAAAGCGUCAGCGUCGAGAGAAAAAGAAAGAGAAGAAGAAAGAGAAGGCAGUAGAGGAGGAACCCGAGAUCGACCCUGACGUUGCAGCUAUGAUGGGAUUCGGAGGUUUUGGAUCGUCGAAGAAGUGAUCCGUGAUCUGGCUGGCUAAAAUUAUUCCACCGAAAUCAGAAAUGUGGGUAAAGCACAUACUUCCCAUUCUAUUCUAUGUGGGAAGCCAUGCCUUUCUUUGUCGAUGCACGUUUGGCUUUAGAGCUUGACCAUGAUUGUCCCUGAAAUUGAUGCAAGAUAGGUGGAGGCAUUACUCUGUUUCGUGUUGUCUUGUGAUGUAAUCUUAUCAUCUUCGCCUCUGCUCUAUUGUAGUGCAAAUCACAUGGUCAAGAUUGUGACCUUAAGAGUUGCUAGUUAACAAUCAACGGUGCAUGAUGUUAAAUUGGGUUUGAGAGAAGGAAGGGAAAAAAUAUCCCCAUGCUGAAGUUUACAAUAAAUUUCUAUAAAGUAAUUUUUUUAAUUACUA